UUCGAUUUGCUUUUUUCCCCAAAUCUGUCUCUCUCUCUCUUUUUCUCUUCCGAUUUCAUUUUCUUCGAUCAAAUCAAAAACAGAUCCAAAUCCGAAUGCGCCAUAUGUACCAAUCAAAUUCCUCCUCCUCUUCCUCUCAGAAAUUCAUGGCCUCAGCCAACGCCGGCGUCGGUAGCGGCGGCGGCGGUGGCGGUGGUGGUCUCACUCGGUACGGUUCCGCGCCUGGAUCUCUUCUGACUUCGGCAGUGGAUUCCGUGAUUGGAAGUCGGCAUCCGGACUCUGUUUCCUCGCUCCGUACACCGCCGUCGUUCAGUGGCCACUACUUCUCCUCCGCCGACUCCUCCCUGAAAUCGUCGUCAUCCACUGCCGCUGCCGUGAGGUCGUACGGAAUCCAUGAUUUAGCCCUAGGCGACUUCUCGACGGCUAGAAAUUUCAAUAGCAAUGGUGGUCAAUCCUCUUCCUCUUCGCCGUUAGUUCGCCAGAAAAGCUCGCCGGCUGGAUUCCUCGGCCAUCUCUCCGUCGCCGAACGAAACGGAGGAGGGUUUUCAUUGACAAUGGGAGGUGGUGGGAAUAGCAUAGGAAGACUGAAGUCCCAAGUGAGGUUGAACGGCCAAGAUUCACUUUCUCAAAUCUCUGAAAUGAGUGAAGGCUUUAUGGAGGCAGCCAAUUCCUCUGCCAAUGGCCUUACCCCCUCUACCUUUGGCAUGGACUCUUGUUGGGACACUUCCAAUAACUCCAUUGUCUUUGGUGCCCCUCAUGCUAAAACUUCCCGGCACCAUCCCGACGCGGAGUUCUUCACCACCCUCGAGUCCCAGUUUAGCAUGCCGCAGACAACUCUAGAAAUGGCAACUGUGGAGAGGCUGCUUCAAAUCCCUGAACACUCUGCUCCUUGUAAGAUUCGAGCCAAGCGUGGUUGUGCCACUCAUCCUCGUAGUAUCGCCGAACGGGAGAGGAGAACGAGAAUUAGUGGAAAGUUGAAGAAACUUCAAGACCUUGUUCCGAACAUGGAUAAGCAAACAAGCUACUCAGACAUGUUAGACUUAGCCGUGCAACAUAUCAAAGGUCUUCAACAUCAAAUUCAGAUGCUUAACAAAGAAGCUGAGAGUUGCACCUGUGGAAACAAAGAAUGCUUAUAACAUUUGGAAUAUUGAGAGUUGGAAUGAAUGGUACCUCAAAUUUUGCCCUUUUUAUUUGUUUGUACAUAAAGGAAGUAGGUCUCUCAAAUUUUAAUUGGAAUCAUAAGCUUAAUUUUUUUUUUUAAAUGUAAAAUAAUUUUAACUCUCGUUAUUCUCAUUCAAUUAUUGAUCGUCUUUUCGAGAAUGUUUAGCUCAUAGGUCUAGUUUAUGAAGGCGUUCAAUCAAGUUUGAAAACUCGAACUUGUAAAAUCAGUGUUGGAAUGUUACCGACAUACUUUUUCUUAUUUUUAA
This is a messenger RNA of Cucurbita maxima (winter squash), 1427 nucleotides long. Its product is annotated as transcription factor bHLH128-like. Bases 96 to 1136 code for a protein of 346 amino acids. Gene Ontology annotation, molecular function: protein dimerization activity; RNA polymerase II cis-regulatory region sequence-specific DNA binding; DNA-binding transcription factor activity, RNA polymerase II-specific. Gene Ontology annotation, biological process: regulation of transcription by RNA polymerase II. Gene Ontology annotation, cellular component: nucleus. The record is from RefSeq and is a predicted model, not a curated record. NCBI's taxonomy places the organism in Eukaryota, Viridiplantae, Streptophyta, Magnoliopsida, Cucurbitales, Cucurbitaceae. The transcript has 6 exons.